Messenger RNA from Vespula pensylvanica (western yellowjacket), 3251 nucleotides. It is a transcript of the gene Pitslre, whose product is annotated as cyclin-dependent kinase 11B. The transcript is spliced from 9 exons. Gene Ontology annotation, cellular component: nucleus. The record is from RefSeq and is a predicted model, not a curated record. Gene Ontology annotation, biological process: protein phosphorylation; regulation of mitotic cell cycle. The coding region runs from base 243 to 2777 and encodes 844 amino acids. Gene Ontology annotation, molecular function: ATP binding; cyclin-dependent protein serine/threonine kinase activity. Lineage: Eukaryota; Metazoa; Arthropoda; Insecta; Hymenoptera; Vespidae.
UGAGUAAUCAAUCGGUAAAGACGCGCGUAAUAUAUGCGAUUGAUACAAGUGCAUUAAAUUUCCGUGAAAACGAGGGAUAUUAUUAUGUUUAAUUACUAAUUAUAGGAUUCAUGCGAACUUUUUAAUAUUUCUGGAAUGUUAAGCUUUUUGAUAACUUACGUAUAUUCCUUGAUAAAAGGGUUCGAAUAGUGUGUUAAGUGAUAACGUAUUGCGUUACGUAUGUACAUACAUAAUGCCGAGGAAUGCUCAUGUUACCAAGAUUCUAUAGUUUUUCGGAAGAAGAUGGCGGAGAUACAGCUGAUUCCUUAGAUAUAAAACCACCACAGGCUGUAAUUCGACAUAGAAAAUCAGGAUCUUCUCAUAGAAGAGAGAAACACAAUGAAAGAAGAGAUCGUCGUGAAGAAAAAGAACGUAAGUCACGUCAUCAUGAUCGUGGAGAAGAUAGACAUAGAGACAAACAUAGACAUCGUAGACAUGGUAUGGAUCCAUUGGAUAGAUCAGAAAGAUCAGAAGGUUCUAAAAGAGAAAGAGAAAGAAUGGAACGAUUAGAGAGAAUGGAAAGCCAUUCUAGAGAUAGAGAAUCAAGGCAUGAGCGAAAGGAACGUUCAACGGGUGAUAGAGUAUUGGAAGAUUUAAGGGAAAGAUUGUUGGAUAAGAGAAGAGAAAGAAGAGAGGAUCCUCGAGAAUUACGUGAAUAUAAAGUUGAAUCCCGACGAGAAAUACGUUUAGAGGAUCCCCGUGAAAUUCGUGAUUCGCGAGAUCGCAGAGAAGUACGGAUAGAAGACAUACGUGAACGUCGUGAAAUGCGAACUAUCGAUGAUGGCAGUAGUCGUCGUGAUAUUCGAAUGGAAGAACGCAGGCAAAUUCGAGUUUUAGAAGAGCAAUAUUCUGAAGCAGAUUUGAUGGAAAGAACAGAGAGAAGUGAGAAGCGACACAAGAGAUCUCAUAAACAUGAUAGAUUCCGUGACAGAGAAAGAGAAAAAGUUGAACGAGAAAAAGAACAUAGAGAGAAACAAUUACGAGAAGCAAUGGAAAUUGUAAGUACAGAGAUGGAAGUCGAUGAAAUGGAAGUCAAUGAAAUUCAAAUACAUCCAAAAGAACCAAAAGAAAUGACGGAGCAAGAACUUAGAAAAGAAAGAUUAUUGGAAGCGGAUAGAGAAAUGGCUAGAAGAAAAGAAGUUUCGCGUUUAGAACUAGAAGCUAGACGAUUGAAACGAGGUGAAAAGCGACCACUGAGUCCUGAAACUAAUCAAGACCCAUCUAUUGUUGAGUUAUCGGAUGAAAGUCCUAGUCCAGUACAAUCCGAUGAAGGACGUUCGAAAUCGGUCGAAUCCAGACAUUCCUCGGACGGACAAAGAAGUAUACAUCAGAGAUCAUCAGACAAAUAUUCUUCCGAUUCUUCGGAUUCUAGUAGCGAUGAGGACGACGAAUCAAACGAGUCAAACAAGGGUUCUAACGGUGAUUCUAACGAUGGAUCUGAUUAUAACAAUCCGAGUCCAUUAUCCGUAGAGCGGUUAGCAAAGUCUGAUCAUUCGGAUGGAGAUUCACCUGGUCAUGUGGAUCCAAAUGGUACUGUCAAGAAUGCAGAGGAAGAAGAAGAAGAAGAGGAAAAGAAAAAUGAGGAGCCUGAAUUACCUCCAUAUUUACCAGCCAUUCAAGGUUGCAGAAGCGUUGAGGAAUUUCAGUGCUUAAAUCGUAUUGAAGAAGGUACAUAUGGUGUUGUAUACAGAGCACGCGAUAAACGAACGGAUGAAAUCGUUGCAUUAAAAAGAUUAAAAAUGGAGAAAGAAAAAGAAGGAUUUCCUAUUACCAGUUUAAGAGAAAUUAAUACUCUAUUGAAGGCACAGCAUCCUAAUAUCGUAACUGUUCGAGAAAUAGUUGUUGGUAGUAACAUGGACAAGAUAUUUAUAGUUAUGGAUUAUGUAGAACACGAUUUGAAGUCAUUGAUAGAAACGAUAAAACAGAAGAAGCAAGUUUUUAUACCUGGUGAAGUAAAGUGUCUUAUGCAACAAUUAUUACGUGCGGUAGCUCACUUACACGAUAAUUGGAUUCUUCAUCGCGACUUAAAAACAUCAAAUUUAUUAUUAAGUCAUCGAGGUAUUCUAAAAGUAGGUGAUUUCGGUUUAGCUCGUGAAUAUGGUUCUCCACUGCGACAAUACACGCCAGUUGUAGUUACACUUUGGUACAGAGCACCAGAAUUAUUGUUAGGUGGCAACGAAUAUAGCACACCCAUUGAUAUGUGGUCCGUAGGAUGUAUUUUUGCGGAAUUACUUAGGAUGGAAGCUCUCUUUCCAGGAAAAUCAGAGAUUGAUCAAUUGAACAGGAUAUUUAAGGAAUUGGGUACACCAAGUGAUCGUAUUUGGCCAGGAUAUAGUAAAUUACCAAUGGUUCAAAAAAUUCCAUUUGCUCACUAUCCUGUAAAUAAUUUAAGACAGAGAUUUAGUUUAUCACUCUCGGAUUUAGGCAUUGAAUUAUUGAACAAAUUUUUAACGUACGAUCCACAACAACGUAUAACAGCCGAUGAUGCAUUGAAACACUCCUAUUUCACGGAAGCACCCUUACCAAUUGCGCCAGAAAUGUUUCCCACCUGGCCUGCCAAAUCAGAAUUAGGGCAAAGAACAGCAAAUGCAUCACCUAAACCACCUAGUGGUGGAAAAGAAUACAAACAGUUGGGAGAUGGUGACGAUGCUGAUCUAAGUAAUUCAGGCUUUCACAUGGGAUUGAUGGAUGGUGGUAGACAACCACCUGUUGGAGGUGGUUUUCAUUUAAAGUUCUAACAAUUGUAACAAAUUUUUUGUUGGUACAAAAGUAAAUAUAAUUUUUGGGUAUAUAUAUGUACAUAUAUAUACAAAUAAAUUCGUCAAGACAUCAGAGGGUAAUUUAUAAAAAAGAAGGCACUGCAUUUUUGUGAGUUUUUCAAACAUUUAAUUAACAUAAUGAAAUAAUCGAUAAAGUUAUUUAAAUUGAUUUAUAGCGUUAACUAUUUACUGUGCAGAGUUUUUUACAUAAUGGCGCAAUAGACAAUGCUGUGUCUAUCUAUGAUCGACGAUUCAAAAUGAUUAUUUUUAUAUAAUUGUUUUAUACAACACAGCCGUUUAUACGCAUUUAAGACUUCUGUUUAUUGCAAGGUAACUUUUAUUUGUAAUAUAUAAUUAUGUGAAAAACAUUAUACUGUAUAUAGUUUUUAAUGAAUUCUUUAUUCUAUAUAGUCUUAGGAGAUAUAAGUAAAAUAUAUAAAUUUUACACGCGAA